Messenger RNA from Temnothorax curvispinosus, 2513 nucleotides. Its product is annotated as KH domain-containing, RNA-binding, signal transduction-associated protein 3-like. The transcript is spliced from 9 exons. Gene Ontology annotation, cellular component: nucleus. Gene Ontology annotation, molecular function: mRNA binding. The coding region runs from base 1 to 1269 and encodes 422 amino acids. NCBI's taxonomy places the organism in Eukaryota, Metazoa, Arthropoda, Insecta, Hymenoptera, Formicidae. Gene Ontology annotation, biological process: regulation of alternative mRNA splicing, via spliceosome. The record is from RefSeq and is a predicted model, not a curated record.
AUGGACAUGGACAGAUCGAGCAACGGCGAGUACAAGUAUCAGAGGGACGAUGAUGCCGACGAUAAACCCAGGUCGUUGGACGAGUCUGAGGAGAAAGACGACCAGCAGGUCGACAAGGCCGGCGAGUACAUGCACGAGCUCUUGCAGGAGAAGAUCGACCUGGACGCCCAGAAAUGGCCCAACGCAAUCCGCUUGCUGGACCAAGAGAUACAAAAAACGGAAACUAUGCGAAGACCAAUGAGAGAGUCGAAAUAUGUGGAUAUUUACCGUGAAAAGCAUGUUCGUGUCUCUGUCAAAGUUUUGAUACCUAUCCGCGAACAUCCUAAGUUUAAUUUCGUUGGGAAAUUGCUGGGCCCGAAAGGCAAUUCCAUGAAACGGCUGCAAGAAGAGACAAUGUGUAAGAUGGCAGUGUUAGGCAGAGGAUCGAUGAAAGAUAAACAGAAAGAAGAAGAACUUCGUGCUUCCUUGAAUUUGAAAUAUGCACAUCUUUCCGACGAUCUACAUGUGGAGAUUACGGCUAUUGCCCCACCGGCGGAAGCUUACGCUCGCAUUGCUUUUGCGCUCGCCGAAGUACGGAAAUACUUGAUUCCCGAUAACAAUGAUAAUAUACGUCAAGAACAGAUGCGCGAAAUGGAGAUGACCAUGACUGACGAUCCUGUCUCUAAUGAUCGGAGAGGACCUUCAAUGAGAGGACCUUCGAAUCUUGGCGUUGGUAAUGUACCGAGACCCGCUGCAAGACAGGCAUUACCUAGAGGAACGUCUAGAGCUAUUCUUCCUCCACCACCUGUAAAUCGUGGGCCACCUAAUCGACCUGCACCGUCGAAAUCGAAGGUGUUCUCAAUAUUGGAUCGUGCAAGGGCUGCUAUGGAUCAAAGUUAUAACUAUGAUACCCAGACUCCUCCGCCAGCGAACCGGACUGGAUCGCAUCAUGAUUACGAUUAUCACGGAUCAUCAGGUAGUAACGCUCGAUACGGCGAUCGUUACCCAUCGAAUUCUGGAUACACGACUUACGAGUACGAUGAUGACUCUGCACCACAUUCUUCACGCGAUUAUUACGAAUCUUCGGACUAUCCAGAGGAUUCGUCGAGCCGCGCUUGGAAAUCUUACAAGACCACAACGACGUCAGGCGCAGCCUCGCGCUACCGCACCACCCCAUAUACACGACCUUCAAACGUUGUUACUAAUCCGUUGGUGGCUAAUCUUCCUAAUGCACGGCGGCCUAUGAUGCCCACUAUGCAGAAACCGGUAAACGAAAGAAAUCGUCCUUAAUCGAUCGACGACAUGAAGGCUAACACGGUAAUAAUGCCCAAAUAUUAUUCCCUCUUGACGAUUACUAAACACUAACGUUAAUACAAAUUUCCUAUUCUAAGGGAGAUUUAUUUAUCAUUAAAUUUCCUUUCUUAUAAAAAGCUAAUAAAUCUUUAACGAAAUAAAAGGCUCAUGCUGUCUAUCGCACUCUAUUCGUAUCUUUUUCUCAUUCAUAAAUGUUUAAUAUUAAUUUUAUUUUAUAUUAAUUUUUUUAUAAUGGAUUCAAUAAUUUUCAGAUUAUUUUUCGCGGCCACUGGAUAAACAGGAACAUAUAAACUAACCCAUAAUUAAAAUACAUCCAAUAUAGAAUUUACACAGCCAAAAUUCAAUAUUCAUCAUAUUAAAUUCAAUAUUCUUGACCAUGAACGCGAUAAAUUUAUUCCUUUGAAAGUUCUCCUCAAUCCUCAAUUGCUUCGUAGUAUAAUUUUAUAAUUCAAUUACUUCAUAAUAUAAUUUUAAUUCAAUGUAUCUAGUUUGCUAUAAAACAUUAAUUCCGUUUCCUCAGUCCUAUUCCUAAAAUUUUUGACUAUAAAUGGAUUUAAUUAUUGACAAGAAGUAAAGGACCAAGAGGAUAGAUGGGAUAAUUUACAGUAAAAGAUUCAAAGUAAAACUUUGAAUAAGCGAUUAAUAUUCCAUAAAGUGAAACGAAAAUUAUGAAUUUCAUAAUUAUAUACUCAAUAUUACAUAUAUAAGUUAAGUGUGAAUUAGAGGCUAAAGGAUCCUCAAUAUCUUCUUCUUUGUACUUAAUGUCUUUUAUGAUUUGAAAAAAAAGUUAAAUAAGACAUUAAAAGAUAACAAAUCUAAUCUGACUUAUGAUCAAAUCAUGUAUUAACAUUACUCUUCCACUCGCUCGAACGAGAUGUAAGUCGAAUGUACGUAUUGAAAUAUUUGAAAUAUCAAAAUAAUAUUGCAUUGUAAAUAGAAUAGAUUAUUAAAAGAUUUAAAUUAUAUACAAUGCAAACUACAAUUAUAAAUUGAUAUGAAUUUUUUAUUAUUAAUAUAAUAUGACACCAUGUUACUUACUUAACGCACACAGCCUCUAUUCAUUAAAAUUAAACUGGAUAAUAUGUAGAUUACAAAAAAAAUAUUAACAACUUGUAUUCUCUAUUAUGUAGAAGAAUAGAAGAUUAAGAUAAAUCAUAGUGUUAUACAUAUAUAUAAAUAAUUUCCAAUAUAUGAAUAUUUAAAAACAUGUAGACUGUAAU